AUGUCCAGAGAUUCUUCCCAAGAUCGAAUUCGACUGCCCACGAAAGUCUUGAAUGAAUUGGGACUGCUCUCUCUCUGGAAAUCCUCGCUAGAUGUGAAAUUGCUUUGCGCCCAGCGAUUUGUUCGGUUAUUUGCUUAUGGUGGCUCGACGCUCAUUUUAGCCUCGUACCUGUCCUCGUUAAACAUAUCCGAUGCCCGUAUUGGUCUCUUUAUGACCUUAACUCUGGUCGGGGAUGUGGUCAUUAGCUUCUUCCUGACCCUUUUCGCCGAUGCGAUGGGCCGCAAAGCUGUUCUGCUGCUAGGCUCAGUGUUGAUGGUAGGCAGUGGUGUCAUUUUCGCCUUAUUCGACAAUUUCUGGAUUCUUCUGGCAGCAGCAGUUCUUGGGGUGAUCAGCCCAAGUGGAAAUGAAAUUGGGCCCUUCCGGGCCGUUGAAGAGUCCACUCUGGCUCAUCUUACGCCUCAUGAAUCUCUGAGCGAUAUAUUCGCCUGGUAUUCUCUGAUCGGCACCGCAGGCACGGCUCUGGGCAUGAUGGCCUGCGGGUGGGCCAUCAAUCUUCUCCAAGUUAAACGGGGGUGGCCAUUUAUCGCUGCCUGUCAGAUAGUCUUUUUUGCGUACGCCGCUAUCGGUGCUCUCAAAUUCAUUCUCGCUGCCACGUUGAGUCACCACGUGGAGGCAGAGAAACAAAAGCCUGCUCAGCGGCAGGAUCAGCAAGGCGAGAACGGUGAGACCCAGCCUCUCCUGGGUGGGAGGGCCAGCGGCGAGCAGCCUCCAAAGAAGACAGGCUUCUUUUCUUUCCUGGGUGACAGAGAUCUCGUGGCCUUGGUCGUCAGGCUCUUCAUUCUAUUUGCUCUCGACUCCUUCGCGUCGGGCUUGGCAUCUUUGUCGUGGAUGACUUAUUUCUUCAAACGCAAGUUCUCCCUGCCGGAGGGCGAGCUCGGUUCCAUCUUCUUUACUACAAGCAUUAUCGCCGCUGCGUCCAUGUUGGUAGCCUCUUCCAUUGCCAAGCGCAUUGGUAAUGUCAAGACGAUGGUCUUCACUCACCUCCCUUCUGCCAUCUGUCUGGCUCUUAUUCCGGUUCCGAAUAUCUUACCUCUAGCCUUGACCUUUUUGGUGCUCCGGGCCUGUACCCAGAACAUGGAUGUGGCACCGCGCUCGGCUUUCCUCGCUGCGGCGCUUCCCUCAGACAAGCGCACCGCUAUCAUGGGUGCCAUUAAUGUGGUUAAGACUAGCAGUCAGAGUCUAGGGCCACUCAUCACCGGGGUGCUAUCGAACCAUGGUCUCUUUGGUCUUUCCUUUACCAUUGCGGGUAUUUUGAAGGCCGUCUAUGAUAUCGGCAUGCUACUCAGUUUUGCCGGAACGGAGCCGGUCCGUCGCCCGAGAUCUGCUCCGGAUGGCGAAAGUGCUUGA
Aspergillus bombycis is the source of this 1407-nucleotide messenger RNA. RefSeq names its product putative MFS transporter. Gene Ontology annotation, cellular component: fungal-type vacuole membrane. The transcript is spliced from 4 exons. Bases 1 to 1407 code for a protein of 468 amino acids. NCBI's taxonomy places the organism in Eukaryota, Fungi, Ascomycota, Eurotiomycetes, Eurotiales, Aspergillaceae. Gene Ontology annotation, molecular function: transmembrane transporter activity. Gene Ontology annotation, biological process: transmembrane transport. The record is from RefSeq and is a predicted model, not a curated record.